Molecule: messenger RNA, 1924 nt
Organism: Vigna unguiculata (cowpea)
Lineage: Eukaryota; Viridiplantae; Streptophyta; Magnoliopsida; Fabales; Fabaceae
Cellular component (GO): membrane
Source: RefSeq, a predicted model, not a curated record
UUUCGGGUUUUGCCAUGGCUUGCUCCAAUACGUUUGGACUUGUUACUGGUGCAUUUCUACUUGGAUUUGGUUUGAGUGAAAUUCCAAAGGGCAUUUGGUUGAAUGCAGAUUGGAGCAUUGAGCAAAAAGUUCUUUCACAUAAAGUUGCAAAAAUGGCAGUCAAAUUAGACGAUGCUCAUCGUAAUUUUUCAAAUGCUAUUGUUAUCACACAGGCAACAUCAAAGCAAAUGUCGAAGCGGGAUUCUUUGAGACCCUACAUGAAUAUAAUUGACAGAAUGUUGCUUCAGAUGUUGAAGGAAGACCCCUCCUUCAAACCACAGGGUGGAAGACUAGGAGAAAGUGACAUGGAUUAUGACAGAGAUGAUAAAUCUAUGGCAUCACUGAGACGUCGUCUUAAGAGAGCUCGUGAGCAGUACUACAGAUAUAGAAGUGAAUACACAAAAUUUGUCUUAGAAGCCCUUGAGCUGGAGGAUACCAUAAAGAAUUAUGAGCGUCGUGAUACUACAGGAUGGAAAUAUACUUCAUGCUUGAGGCCUGAACGCAUAGGCAGAGUAGGUGCAUUUUUGGAAACAUGUGAGUUUCUAUGGAGAUGUAUAUUAUGGAAAUAUGUUGAGAAAUCAUUGGCUGUUAUAUUGGGCGUCAUGUCAUUUGCAAUUCUAUUAGCAGAGGCUACCAUACUAACCAGUGGAGUUGAUUUAUCCCUUUUCUCUAUCCUAGUACACGCUGCUGGACAGCAAGAAGUGCUUGUGCAGUUAGCUGCCUUCAUCCCCUUGAUGUAUAUGUGUAUUUGUACAUAUUAUUCCUUGUUUAAAAUGGGAACGAUGAUGUUUUACUCACUGACUCCAAAGCAAACAAGCCCAGUAAGCUUGCUUAUGAUAUGCUCGAUGAUUGCAAGAUAUGCCGCACCCAUCUCAUACAACUUUCUCAAUCUCAUAAAUAUUGGAGGGCAUAGAAAAACCGUUUUUGAGAAAAAAAUGGGAAAAAUCAAUGACGCUGUUCCCUUUUUUGGGAAAGGAUUCAACAAAAUUUACCCCCUAAUAAUGGUUAUAUACACUUCACUAAUAGCAGCAAAUACUUUUGACCGGGUCAUCAAGUAUUUUGGGAAUCUGAAAAUAUUUAAGUUCAUCAAUGAGGAUGCAGAAGAUAUGGAUGGAUUUGAUCCAUCUGGGGUAAUAAUCUUGCAGAGAGAACGUUCUCUACUCCAGCAAGGGCACAAUGUUGGUGAACUUGUUUUCCCUCUGGCCAGAAGUUUCAGCAUAACUAUGGAUGUUGAGUCAACAAACAAGACCACGGAUCAGGAUGAGAGUGACACUACCAACACACUGGAAGAGGAAAAUGAAAACCAGGACAAGAUUAGAAAAUUUGGCAGCAGAAAAUAUGCAGCUUUGAGGACAAGCCUCAACGAGGAAGUGUCUACAAAAGAUUUGACCCAAGAAGGAGUUUCUUCCUCCUUUACAAGUGAUAUUAAUGAUUCUCAGAGCACAAGUUCAGCACCAUCAUCAUCAUCAUCAUCAUCAGUGUUAGCCUCAAGAUGGGAAUCAAUGAUGGAUGGAUUCAAAAGUUUUAGAUCUAACAUUGACUCCAAGAGAUUUAUCCCUAUAUCUAAUCCUCCCGAGUCAAUUCUAAACUCAAAAUCUUCAUCUGAUUCCCUUGAUGAAAUAUUUGAGAAAUUGAAACAUGCUCCUCCUGAAUACAGGGAUUCUGAUGACUGAAAUGAUCAUGAGUGGACUUCAGGGAAUUGGCAUUUGCAAGAUAAACUGUGUAUCUCUUAUAUAGGGAGAAUUAGUGAGCAAAUUUUCUCCUCUGAUAGAAAUGUACCCAGAUGAUAGAUUAUGCUGAACUUCAUAUGCAAAACAAGAACACGUAGAAUGUGAACACAGUUUGAAGAAAUGCUAUAGGGAUACUCUUAGCAUUUAACAGUAAC